This is a messenger RNA of Melampsora larici-populina 98AG31, 1542 nucleotides long. RefSeq lists its product as uncharacterized. The coding region runs from base 1 to 1542 and encodes 513 amino acids. Gene Ontology annotation, cellular component: nucleolus. The record is from RefSeq and is a predicted model, not a curated record. Gene Ontology annotation, molecular function: protein binding. Gene Ontology annotation, biological process: ribosomal large subunit assembly. Lineage: Eukaryota; Fungi; Basidiomycota; Pucciniomycetes; Pucciniales; Melampsoraceae. The transcript is spliced from 4 exons.
AUGUCCACACAAAUCCCACCACCACCGAAGAAAAAAGCCAAACUAGCUCAACAAAAUGCCAACAAACUAAACGAAGUGAUCCCCAUUGAUUUACCCAAUCUGAUCAUCCAAUUAAAAGAUACAAGAACAGGAAAAUUAAUUGGACCUAGUCUUUCAUUACCAGCUCAUACAGAUAAGUCAGGAUUAGAAUUAAUUGUGAACCGAUUAAGAAAAGAAAGUUUCAAGAAACCUAAAAAGACAGAAAAAGAAGAAGAAGAAGAAGAAGAAGAAGAAGAGGAAGAAGUUUUUAUUAAACUUCCGAUUUAUCAUUCGAUUUCACAAGAUUUGAUUUUAAAGUAUCCUAAUUUGAUUUCUAAUGAAGAGGUUUUAUUAAUCGAAUGUGAACCAGAAGCGAUCUUUAGAGUCAGAGAAGUAAGAAGAUGUAGUAGUAGUCUUUCAGGUCAUUCAGCUCCAAUCCUUUGUGCUGCUUUUUCUCCUACCGGUCGAUUCUUGGCCACAGGUUCAGGUGAUCAUACAUGUCGACUUUGGGAUCUUUCCACUGAGAUGCCUAAAGAUCGAUUAGUAGGACAUACGGGAUGGUUAUUAUGUAUCGAAUGGGAUGGAUGUGAAAGACUGAUAGCUACCGGAAGUAUGGAUAACACAGUACGGAUCUGGGAUCCUAUCACUGGAAAACCUCUAGGAGACGCCUUAAAAGGACAUUCGAAAUGGAUCACUAGUUUGGCUUGGGAACCGAUCCAUUUGAAUGCCAAGACCACUAGAUUAGCUAGUUCUUCAAAAGAUGGAACUGUAAGGGUUUGGAAUCCUAGAAGUGGUCGAACCGAUUUCACCCUCGGAUCUCAUACAGCAUCUGUGAAUGUGGUGAGAUGGAGUGGAGAAGGUAUCUUGUAUACAGCUUCGUCAGAUCGAACGGUGAAAUGUUGGGAUGGAUCGAAUGGGAAAUUGAUUCGAACACUUAAUGAACAUUCUCAUUGGGUAAACACCUUAGCCUUAAACACCGAUUAUAUUCUAAGAACCGGUCCGUUUGAUCAUACUGGAUUCAAUCCGUCACUCACCGAUGAUCAAUCCCAACAAAUCGCUCUGAAACGGUACCAAGCCUUCAAAUCGAUUCAUCAAGAAUUAUUGAUCUCAGGAUCAGAUGAUCAUACACUCUUUCUAUGGUCUCCAAUGGAUUCAUUGACUCCCAAAAAACCGAUUGCUCGUCUUACCGGUCAUCAAAAACAAGUGAACCAUGUGAGCUUUAGUCCAGAUGGAAAGUAUCUUGCUUCGGCUGGGUUCGAUAACCAUGUGAAAUUAUGGGAAGGACAAACUGGGAAAUUCAUCACCACUCUUAGAGGUCAUGUUGCACCGGUUUAUCGAUUGUCUUGGAGUUGUGAUUCAAGAUUGUUAGUGAGUGCAAGUAAAGAUUCCACAUUGAAGCUUUGGGAUUUAAGAACACAUAAGAUCAAAGUCGAUUUACCUGGUCAUACAGAUGAAGUGUAUUGUGUUGAUUUCGUAGCAGAUAAAGUGGCUAGUGGUGGAAGAGAUAAAGUAGUGAAGAUGUAA